AAGCAUAAACAGAAGAACCAAAACCAAAACUGUUUAAGCUUCGUUUUGGUGCUAAACCCUAACAAUGGCGACCUCCUUAGCCUCGCAAUUAGAAACUCUAAGGUCCUUCGCCAAAGCCGACUCCGAGCCUCUCAAGCGACCAUUCACCCGUCCUUCAAUAUUGUUCGAUCCCAAAGAAGCCGCCGACAUCGAUAUCGAAACUCUUUUCUCCCUCGCUCUUGAAGGUUUAGAGGUUCUUAUUGGCAAGGAUGAGCGGUUCAGGAACUAUAAGAACGAUUUGUUUAGUCACAGGAGUAAGGAGUUGGAUAGAGAGUUGAUGGGAAUAGAACAGAAUAAUCAACUUAAUGUCUCCAUUGCUUCGUAUUUAAGACUGCUUUCUGGAUAUUUUCUUCUUAGGCCUGCUCUUAAAACGCUUGAGUACUUGAUACGUAGACACAAGAUUCAUGUGUACAACGUCGAGGAUUUGAUUUUGUGUUCUUUGCCGUACCAUGACACACAUCCGUUCGUACGAAUAGUACAGAUACUUGAUACAAGGAAUACUAAAUGGGGGUUUCUUGAUGGUGUUAAAGCGUCUGGUGCACCGCCUCCUAGGAUGGUCAUAGUGCAGCAGUGCAUCCGUGACAAGGGCAUAUUAGAUGCUCUAUGCAACUACGCAUCUCCGUCUAAAAAGUCUCAACCUUCAAGGCUUUUUAUUGGUUUUUGUACUGCUGUUUUUGUUGAGGUUUUGGGUACUGUUGUAACUGUAGACGAUGAUCUUGUAAAGAGGAUACUUCCUUUUGUGGUAUCUGGUCUUCAGCCUGGCAUUAAUGGAGUUUCAGAUCACAAGGCUGGUUCUUUGAUGAUCAUUGGUUUGCUUGGAAACAAAGCUGCAUUAGCUCCCAAGCUUUUGAAUAGUCUGAUACGUUCAGUUGCUGAGGUUGCUAGUGGCGAGGCUAUACAGAUGACAGAUAUCUAUUGGUUUCGAUUGUCCCUUAUUACUUUAAUAAAUGUUGUUCAGUCUCAAAAUGUUGAAAUCCUACCAACGAAGGCCUUGGAGGUUUUAAAUAAAAUAAGGGACCUGGCAGGGGUUUUAUCAGAAUUAUCUAAGGAGUUCAAUAUUGAAAAGUUUCUUCGUGUGCUUUUGGACUCCCUGAUUGACUGCAGUUCUGAUGAAUACUGUCAGCAGACUUUGCUAUCCUUGAUAGAAAUUAUCCCCAUAAACAGUUUUGUUGAUCACGUGGUCAUGACAAUUCUUUCAACUUGUGUGAAAUUAUCACAAAAAGUUGGUGACUCAACUUCUUCCAUGUCAGCUGGCUGGGCAAAGAAGAUUCUGAUUAUUUAAAUCACAAAGUACCCUUCGGAACUACGUGGUGCAGUUCAUCAUUUCCUUCAGG
Vigna umbellata (rice bean) is the source of this 1373-nucleotide messenger RNA. Lineage: Eukaryota; Viridiplantae; Streptophyta; Magnoliopsida; Fabales; Fabaceae. The record is from RefSeq and is a predicted model, not a curated record.